AUGCCACCAAAGACCAAGACUUUAAAGCCACAAACAUUCACUAACACCAUUGUCCCACUCUUGAAGACCCAGCAAUUCUACUGGUACGUGGGACAUGUUUCAGUACUCUUUUCGUUUGUCAUGUACACUGUGAAGUCUUUCUUUUCGCUGUCCCUUUUCUACUAUAAGCUCACCUUGUUGUCUGUUUUGUUAACCUACACAAUUGUCCUUCGUCAAGUUCACUUUAAAACUUUAGACUCCAUCAAGUCUCCAACUUUCAAACAGAAUCUUUUGAAAGAUGAGAACUUCCAUUACUUUUGGUUGGCCUUGACUUUCUUUUUAGUUUCAGGUUCUGUUGGUGCGGUUUCAGGUGCCCUUUAUUCAUUCACAAUCUUUUCCCUUUUCCAUGCUUUGACAUACUUCCAAAACAACAUUCUUGGUGCUUUACCAACUAGUUUGUCCCAGCAACAAGCCAUUAACUCUAGAAUUAACACAUUCACCACAUCCUACAAUGAGCCUGCCUUGAUGGUUGCUGCGAAUGCUGAAUUGUUGCUUCUUUCAAGUUUCGUCUUUACUAUUCCAUUCACCCCAUUCAGACUCUUCCGUGCUCCAGUCGCUGCAAUUGCUAACCUCUGGCUUUUUGCUACUGUUGUUGUUUUCUUGAAGCUCAGAUACGACCUGAACAAGUACACCCGUACAGUGGUUGACUCUUGGGACCUUCGUAUCUCCCAAUUCUUGUACAGUCCACAACUGCAAAUCAUCCCACAAGGUGUCAAGGAUGCAUACUUGGUUCACUUCAAGGGUGCUUUGCAAAAGUAUUUGGGCCCAAUCACUUUUUCCAAGACGGUUGCCCCUACAAAGAAGAAUAAAUAA
Molecule: messenger RNA, 852 nt
Organism: [Candida] anglica
Lineage: Eukaryota; Fungi; Ascomycota; Pichiomycetes; Serinales; Debaryomycetaceae
Source: the annotation of a GenBank genome assembly